CAGACCAAAACAAUACCGCCAGUUGAAAAUACAGUUGUAUUCGGAGGACAAAAUUAAAACUUUCCAAGAAUUUAGUUAAAUUGACAGGAAAAGUGACCAAAACGAAGCCACUAAAAGCGCGAGUUAAUGAAAUCCUGACGGACGCAAUGCUCAAAAACGAAGUGUCUCAACGUAACCGGUACGCACGUGCCAGAUACCAUCUUAUGCAGAUGGAGAGAAAGAAUUUGGCAAAUGAUCAGGCCCAAAAAGAGGUGAUAAAUCUGGAUACUUCGAAACCCUCGGAUCUUACUGGGAAAUCCAAAUUGCAUGCGGUUUUAGCUUUGCAAAAGCCAUGGGACCUGGCAAAUUUGGACUCCGAAUUUUCCAUCCAUUCAAAAUCCCACAAUAACUGCUGGGAGAGGUCAAAACCGGCGGAUUUCACUUCCAAGGACUCAUGUGACCAAGAGAAACCCAUUAACCAGCUGGUUGCUGGAGAUCAGGGCCAAAAAGAGGUUACUCCGGAACCUUCGGCUGUUUCUGGGAAAUCCAAACUUCUUGCAGUUUUUGCUUUGCGAAAGCCAUGUGAUCAGGCAAAGUUGGACUCCGAAUAUUCUAACAAUCCAAAAUCCCAUCAAAACUGCAGGGAAAACCCAAAACCGGCGCCUUUAACUUCCAAGGAGGCAUGUGAACGGAAGAAUCCCUUUAUCCAGGUGGUUGCCGGAGAUCAGGCCCAAAAGAAGGUGAUAAAUCCGGUUACUUCGAAACCCUCGGAUCUUGCUGGGAAAUCCAAAUUUCAUGCGGUUUUAGCUUUGCAAAAGCCAUGGGACCUGGCAAAGUUGGACUCCGAAUUCUCCAUCCAUCCAAUAUCCCAUCAUAGCUGCUGGGAAAGGCCAAAACUGGCGCCUUUAACUUCCAAGGAGGCAUGUGGCCAGGAGAAACCCAUUAGCCAGCCCGACUACCAUGACGACUUUCCUAGUUGCGUACCCAGCCAUGCAUCCUCAUCCUCUAGCCACGUAAAGUCCCAGGAGGAUAACAAAACCAAGGGCAUUAGCCAUUUGUCGCAGAUCAAACUGCUGGCGGGACCAGGACCAGAUAAACAGGAUGCACAGGUUGCUCCGCCAAAAACCGAGCUGUGCACCAGGGCUAUUCAGUUAGUUCCCGGAGGCAAGGAGGAGUACAUGAAGCAAUGGCUUAUCUCGGCGGCCGGAUUGCCCACCAAUCAAUCCCCGAAAGAACCUGUGGAACAGGAAGCUAUAGAGUUGCCUUGUAGUAAAUCUCUCCAGGAAUCUUUGGCCCCCGAUAGCGAUGAAGAGGAGUUAGCCGAAACAAAUCCCUUUGCCAAGGACACCACUGAUCCACAAGCCUUGCCAGUGGAUAAUCCGGAAGCAGAAGAGCCCAACGACUUUAUGCAACGCCUGCAGUUCCGUGCUGCGAUUCCAGAAAGCUGUUUGACUGAUGCUGUGUUCAUGGUGGACAAACCCAGAGACGCCGUCGCCCUGGGCAAGGAGCUGCCUACUUUGCGCCUGCAGGACAACUGCCGAGAACAGGACCAAAUUAUGAUCUCCGUUUGCAAAAUUUACAGUCCGUUUCAGUUUUGGUUUCAUUUCGUAAACGGCUUCCAAGACACCAAUAUGCUGGCCGAGUUGAACAGGAACAUCAACCACCAUUAUAAUCAUGAAAGAAUGGAAAGCUACAGCAACCCAUUGUCGACGUAUUUUCUGAAAGCCGGAUACAUUUGCGCUGCAAAUCACCGUGCGGGAUGGCGGCGGGCCAGAAUACUGACCACUCCGCCAAAGGAUGCCGAUUGGGUUUUCAUAUACUACGUGGACUAUGCAUCGGCCGCUAAAGUGUCGCCGAAUGACCUGAGAUUCCUGCCCGAUUGGUUUACGGAUUGGCCGGCAUUGGCUGUCCGGGGAACUCUCUCCUAUGUCCAUCCGCUGGGUCUCCACUGGCCACCGGACAGUACGCACCAGUUCCGGCGCUUGGUACUCAAACGGGAGCUGCACGCCCAGGUCACCGAAAUGGAUGCGGACGCGGGCAUACUCUUUCUGCGUCUUUCGGAAACGAAAACCUUCGAUCAAUCGAUCAAUAAAAAGCUGGUCAUCGCGAAUCUGGCUGGGAAAAGCGAUCACUACAGUCGGGAGCUCAUCGAGUAUAAUUGUGGCAGAAGACUACGCUAUCUGAGAGAACGAUUGCCCAGCUUUGAAAUUCUGGAGUCCCGUGUGAUUCCGCUGAGGGAUGAAGAGUUUGAGACCGAGUUCGAUGACAUAAUCUAUUCUCCUUCCUUUUACAAGGAUUUCCAGCUGCCCGAGCUAUCGAAUCCCUUUCGUUCUGGCCUCCUAGAAGCGCUGGCCGCUUGGAUGCCCGCCUACCGAAAGGAGCAGGAGCACUGGUCUCAGAUUUACAGAAAGGCCAAUCAAAAGGUGAGAGAGGCUCAACAUCGGGCUGUUUUGGGCAGACAGGAGAUAGCACAGGAUGAAGAGAUCGAAGAGGAUCAACAGAACGAACUAGAGCCAAUGGAUCCGGGAAAACAAAAUGAGCCAAAUGAACAAAAGGAGGAUCUAGAGCAAAAGAAGGAACUAAAGUAAAAGGAGGAUCUAGAGCAAAAGAAGAAAGUAUAGGAAAAGAAUCAAGGAAAAGAAAUGGAAAAAGUCGCAGUCUAAUUACAGAUUAAAGAACGUCUUCAUUAUCUUCAAUUGCAUAGAGCCAAAUACAUGGACUUUCUCGCAUGUUACAAGUGGAGUGCUACCUAACAUGGAAUAUUUUUUAAAUGACGCUACAUAGAAUUUUAGACAACGAAAUUUAAAUAUUGUUUACCAUGGAACUAUGUACACAUUAUACCAAACUUGCUUUUGACACAAUCUCAUAUAUGUUUCUGAAGAUUUCUAACCCAUUGUAAAUUCCCUAAGUUCCUUGACAUAAAAUUAGAGAAACCUCUAAUAAUACUCGUCUAACGAAUACAAAAUAUUUUGUAUUAAAUAUAUCACAACCAU
Molecule: messenger RNA, 2972 nt
Organism: Drosophila gunungcola (fruit fly)
Lineage: Eukaryota; Metazoa; Arthropoda; Insecta; Diptera; Drosophilidae
Exons: 12
Coding region: 147-2567 (806 amino acids)
Source: RefSeq, a predicted model, not a curated record